UCUCCGCCCAUAGGUGGAGCAGUUUGCGAAACCUGGGGGCGCCGCUGCAAGCUUUCAGCGAGAGAGGAGGAAGCAGUGGAGGGGCCCUUGGCACCUUCCCAGCCUGCGCCCAGAUGCUGCGAGCCCUGACCGGUGCCCUGCGCCUUCCACGCCCCUGGAGACCCCUACAGACCCGCAGCUGCGCCUCCGAUGGGGCGGCUGGGGACCCGGAGAUCCAAGUGCGCGUCCUGGCAGGUCCAGACCAAGGAAUCACGGAGAUCCUGAUGAACAGACCAAGUGCCCGUAAUGCCCUGGGGAAUGUCUUGGUCCGUGAGCUUCUGGAAGCUCUGGCCCGGCUGCGGGAGGACCAGCAAGUACGCGUUCUGCUAUUCAGAAGUGGAGUGAAGGGUGUGUUCUGUGCAGGUGCAGACCUGAAGGAGCGGGAGCAGAUGAGUGAGGCGGAAGUGGGGAUCUUUGUCCAGCGGCUCCGAGGCCUGAUGAAUGAGAUUGCCUUCCCGGCACCCACUAUUGCGGCUAUGGACGGGUUUGCCUUGGGUGGAGGCCUGGAACUUGCCCUGGCCUGUGAUCUCCGAGUAGCAGCAGCUUCCUCGGCUGUCAUGGGGCUGAUUGAGACCACCCGAGGGCUCCUCCCAGGAGCAGGAGGGACUCAGAGGCUGCCUCGAUGUCUAGGGGUGGCCCUGGCAAAGGAGCUCAUCUUCACAGGCCGAAGACUGAGUGGUGCACAGGCUCAAGCCCUGGGGUUGGUGAACCACACUGUUCCCCAGAAUGAGGAGGGCAAUGCUGCCUACCACCGGGCAAGAGCGCUGGCCCAGGAGAUCCUGCCCCAGGCACCCAUUGCUGUGCGGCUGGGCAAAGUAGCCAUUGACAGAGGAAUGGAUGUGGACAUCGCAUCAGGGAUGGCCAUUGAAGGGAUAUGCUAUGCCCAGAACAUCCCCACCCAGGACCGGCUAGAGGGCAUGGCAGCCUUCAGGGAGAAGCGGCCCCCCAGAUUUGUUGGCAAAUGACUCCCAUUUAAGUAUGGGAGAUGCAAGCCAUCAAGGGCAAGAUCCACAAGGACAAUGAUAGAUAUAAAACAACUGGCAUGGUGUCUGAUACCAAGGUACUGACCAUGCCACUGACUGCUACCUUCAUUAUUCCUUAUCCUGGGGCUAGAUGACCACUGGGGUCAAGUUAGCUUUGGAGAAUAUCUGUCUCUCCCUAUUUGAAUGGUAAACUAAGGAUUAAAAUAGACCACUCUGGGUCUUUAUAUUAUUGACUCUCAGGCCUGGCCUGACCUCUGCCACUCAAUUAUCGGGUGCUCACCAGAGACAGCAAAAGGUUGUAAGAACCCUCCAGUUUCUUCCUCCAUACAAUAGGGAUAAUAUGGAAACCCUGGUCAUGGUAGAACAGGCAUCAGGAAUCAGACUGCAGAUCCCAGCUCUCCUAGUUAUUCAUGGUGUGCCUCAGCUUCUUCAGCCGCAAAAUGAAACUGUUAAAAACAAAAAAGCCUAUGCCUCAUGUUCAAUAAAUGUGAGUUAUUAUUACUGUACAAUGCUCUUGUGAGAACCGAAUGAAAUCAUCACUGUGAAAACUUUUUGUAAACUAUAGGGUGGCAGGCAAUCUUUGAUGGCUGCAGUACACAGUGCUCUCAGGAGCACUGAGAAGGGAGCAGGUUAAGUCUGAAGGAGAGAAUGGAGGGUCAGGAAAUGGUCAGGUAACACUGGAGUGAAGCCUGAACGUUCAAUAGGCAUUUGAGGCAAAGAAAGGAAGGGUAAGGGAAACAGCAUGAGGGAAAGUGAGCAAGAGGAUGACACACUUAGAAAUGAUGGUGGCUGAUAAACACAUAUGCACACUAAGCCUCAUAGCCCUGCUCCUGUACCAAGGUAGGAAAAGAGAAGGCUGCAUCUUAAGCUGUGGCCUUAUGAUCAUUCUUUAACUCAUCUCAGCUUCCCCAGCUUAGGGCUGGUCUAGAGAUACUAAGCCAAGGGCAUGGAUACAUACCAGUAACAUUGUCAAUGUGCUGCUAAAUACAAGUGUGCCCAAGCCUGUGCUCAUUUCCUGGAAGGAAUAGUAACAGAGCCCAGGCCUUAGAAUCAGAAAGAACCACAUUAGCUGGAGCCACGCAUUCCUUGUAACUACUCAGUAAAGUAACAAUGUUACUUAACCUCCUUUUUCUCAUCUGUUAAAUGGGGGAGAAUACAACUUAUCUAUAUCAAAGGACUAUCAUGAAUGAAACAAAGUUCAGAGGGCUGCCUCAACAGGCACUAGUUCUUACUUACCACAUCCUCGUAUCAGUAAGAGUUAGUAUCUGGCAACAGAAUGUUCUAAAAUACUGGAACCCAGGUCAGGAACUGAAGACAGCCUUUUGGAAUCAUGCAAAAAAGUGAAUACAAGAAAAUACAGUGCAGUUUCAGAACUGUGGAAGUAAAGAGAUUACAAAUUCUCCUUAUCUUGCUCACUGGUGAGCAAGAAUUUUGAAUAUGAUUUAGAGUAAGGAUAAGCCUCAUUUGAUUCCAAAAGACAGUACACAGAACUCCAGUAAGAAUCGGGCCAGUUCGGAGUGCUAAGCGACCAGCUUUUGAUAUGGGCUCGGGUCAUGAUCUUGUGGUUUGUGGGUUCAAGCCCCACGUCAGGCUCUGCACUGACAGCAAGGAAUCUGCUUGGGAUUCUCUCUCCCUCUCUCAAAAAAUAAAAAAUAAAUUAAAAAAAAAAA
Messenger RNA from Acinonyx jubatus (cheetah), 2692 nucleotides. RefSeq names its product enoyl-CoA hydratase domain containing 2 (gene ECHDC2). Gene Ontology annotation, cellular component: mitochondrion. The coding region runs from base 114 to 1004 and encodes 296 amino acids. The record is from RefSeq and is a predicted model, not a curated record. The transcript is spliced from 10 exons. Lineage: Eukaryota; Metazoa; Chordata; Mammalia; Carnivora; Felidae. Gene Ontology annotation, biological process: fatty acid beta-oxidation. Gene Ontology annotation, molecular function: enoyl-CoA hydratase activity.